AUGGCUAAUCCACUAGAAAUGUUGGAAGCCUCAUGCACUAGACUAGUGCGUCGAAUGGUUAGCCUCCCACGAGCCAUAAUGGAUCAAGGACUAGACCUCAUGAGAAACCACCACCACCAAUUCCCACCACCAAAUGUUCCUGUUUACCACCACCACCCUCCACUAGAUCACUCCAUUUCUAAUCAUCUUCAACCAGAUCUGAGUUUUCUAUCAUGUUUUGAGCAACACUUUGGCAUCAUCCAUCCGUUCUUCUAUGCAUUAGUGGUGCAGUUUCUUGAUGCAAAUUUCGUGUCAUGGGGUGGUGUUGCUGAUCAAGGUGAGGGUUUGCAUAUGGCUACAACACUUCGGGCAGCUAGCUAUCCGUUUUGUGCGGUUGUCGCACCUGGUUCAGGCCACAACUUAGACGUGGUUCAACAGAUGGAAGGGCCGGUGACCCCAGAAGAACUAGUAGAAAUACUACAAACGAUACUCGAGGAGCAACAAUCAGCAUUUAGUAAUACAAGGGCACAAGCUGAAGAAAAAAGAAAAGACGAUAUUCGAUUGAUACAAGAACAAGAUGCCGCUUUUGCUGCCUCUCUCCAAGCGGAUCAGGAAAAGAUGUCAAAACUAGAAAAUAAAGCUCAACACGAAGAAAAUGCAACUGCCAAUGGUCAACAUUCCCAGAUUUUAAUACGGUUUCCAAAUGGAGAAAGGAAGGAGAAAACAUUCUCAAGUUUAGACAAAAUGGAAGCCAUUUUCAAAUUCAUCGAUUCACUAGGCAUACCGGGAGUUGGUGAAAACUAUAGACUCGUAUCAAGUUUUCCUAGAAAGCUUGUGUCCUUGGUCUUCGCCGACGGUAGCCAAAGUGGUGGCCCUCGUUUAUCUUUUGCAAACGGUGUUUGGGUUGAGCAAACCCUUUCUCUUAAACCUUCUUUCAAACAAGUGGUGGAUGAUGGCAUAAUGGAAACGAAAGCAACGACUGAAGAAAGAAAGCAACAGCGACUGCAAAGCAACGACCUCAGCAACGAGCCAGCUACUUCCGUUCUUCUCCAGUUAGAUAUGGAAUCAAAGGAAGAAGAACCAUUUUUUCUUCCUCUGAAUAGCUGUUAUCUGUAA
Molecule: messenger RNA, 1095 nt
Organism: Lactuca saligna
Lineage: Eukaryota; Viridiplantae; Streptophyta; Magnoliopsida; Asterales; Asteraceae
Source: the annotation of a GenBank genome assembly